This is a messenger RNA of Xyrichtys novacula (pearly razorfish), 7449 nucleotides long. NCBI's taxonomy places the organism in Eukaryota, Metazoa, Chordata, Actinopteri, Labriformes, Labridae. The record is from the annotation of a GenBank genome assembly.
AGUGAGGCAGUAGAGCAUCACUGAGGCACAGAGAAGAAGAAGAGAGGAAUGCAGCGGUUGGCCAUUGUUUCUCUUCCUGACAACACGAAGCCCUGAGCCGGCGGACUAAGUGAGGAAUAUGCGCUCACUUAUCGGAUUUAUCACUGUUGUGGUCGCAGCAAGCUUGUACCUGUACUCUCUGUCCUUGUAUCUUCCUGCGGGACCACGACACCGUCCUCCUCCUCCUCCUGCCGCUGCUGAGGGACAACAUGUGGAGACAGAGGAGAGUGAGCAGCCCGCUGACAGCUCCCAAGAGCCCCGCAGGUAAUGAUGAUGGUCCUUUAAUCCAAUAAAGAAAAAUCCAAUAAACUCUGUCGUUUGGAUUUUUCACAUUAAUAAUUCACAAUCAAAAUGUUGACCGGUGUUUAAUCGGUGUGCUGCUGUAACGUUACUGUCUGUAGGGGAGGUUAUUAUCAGUGUCCUGUACUGAGCUCUCAGAUAAGGAGAAUUACUACAGUUUUCUGAGGUGAAAAAGAAAUUAUACUAACUGGGUAACAGUUCAGAGCAAUAAAUAUAAACCUGUGAAUUGGCCACUGAGAAAGUACUAAAGAAUAACCUUCUAAACUAAACGUGAAAUCGUUGCAAACAAAAGUUUUCAAAGAUAAAUCCACUUUUUUUCAGCUACAAAUCAGGAAAUCUGAGAAAACAUCAACCGUUUUUAACCUUUUGAUUUCUUUUUACUGGUGUAACUUAGUCCUAAUCUAAUUUUUUCAACUUGAAUCAUCAAAUAGGUGUCUGAAAGUUAUCAUAUUAAAUGCUUAUCAGAAUGUAAUGGAGCCAAACACUGGAACAAAUAGAGUAUAUACAGUCUAUGGUUACACAGCUUACAGUACUAAAAAAAGAGAUGUUCAUUAUUUAAGCUAUUUGCUAGAGUCCUUGGAGAAAACAAAGGAUUUAACCAAUGUUAAAAAUACUCACAAUACCACUAUUUUAGGUGAGAAUUGCCACUGAAUACACCGUGCUCCUAAAGGUGCAGGGUUAAAGUCAUUAUUAGGGUCACAGCAAGGGUUCAUCAGGUGGUGUUGUGGAGAAUCAGACUGGAAAAAAAAUCUAUUUAUUGUGUCAUACUUUUAUCUGAAUGACAAUAUCAAAGUUGGUCCCGUGCAUACUGUAAACUGCAUCACACCAUGUGUAUUGUGGUGUGGUUAUUUGUCCCCAUCAUCAUGUUUUAGGUCAUCAUUUCAAAGGUUAAAGGGCUUUCAUUCAUUAGCAGACAUUACACAGGCUCAUUCAGUUAUCUGUAAACCUCUCGUGUUCAUGACUAACUAUGUGUGUCUGUCUUUGAUAUUCUUGCAGGUUGAAGUUCCCAUCAGACCUGGAGGAGCUGAGGGAACUGGCCGAGCUCCUGCAGUUUUACAAGACGGAGCACACUGGAUAUGUCCUGCUGCUCUUCUCCAGUGCAUAUCUGUACAAGCAGUCCUUUGCCAUUCCUGGAUCCUCAUUCCUGGUAUAGUGAGAAAGAAAGCUCGACAUCUUUCAAAAAUUAACUAGAGCAGUUUUCAUCCUUAAUUUGGAAUAGGCUUUGAGAUAAAAUAGAUCUCAAAAGUUUGCAAAAGAAAGCUGUCAUGGGUAGAAGGUUUAGAGAAUGAAGGCACACAGCCAAGAUGUAUUUUAAGAUAGAAGUCCAGGCACUUGAUCCUGUUGAGUCUCCUCUUUAAAGACAAAAUGCAGAGGAUAAAAAUAUGUAGCAAGCUCAAACAACAAAGGAAUGUCAGACUUGCCUCUGGAGUCUGGUGAAAGCUUGUCUUUCCUGCUCACAGUAGCCCUAUCUUUACAGCUGACAGUGUAGCUCAAAGAACGCGUCUCAACCACACACUACAUAUGUGGUUAUAGUGACUGACACCAAGUGUCCUACACUUAAAACCACUGCCAGAUCACAGGAGGAGAUACAGUAGAGCCGCAUGUCAGAGCUUAUCAUAGUAAUGAUGUCUGCUAAACUCAGCCUUCUCUGAUUUGUGUGUUGUGUGCAGAAUAUUCUAGCAGGAGCUAUAUUUGGACCAUACCAAGGUCUGCUGCUUGCCUGUGUGCUCACCACUGUGGGCUCCACCAUGUGCUACCUCCUGUCGCAGGCUUUUGGAAAACAGUACAUCAGUAACCUCUUCCCUGACAAAGUGUCCAUGCUGCAAACAAAGGUAAGUUUUUUUCACUACCACAAGACAACAACUGUGGAAAUUAACACUAUACAAGUUUAAAGCUGAAAGAUGAAUCAUUUCUUAGGGUGUGAAGUUCCUCCAGAGAGAAGAAGGAUCUACACACUGCUGACAGUGCAUCUUCUAUAAAUAGACCAAGAGGCUCUUGAUUUUCUUACACAUGAUAUCUGUGAUGUGCAAAUAGGGUUCAGGUUAAAGUGAAAGAGGAAAUGAAAGACACAUCUGUGAGCAUCAGUAAACUACCAAGGACCAAGAGAAAUAUUGAUGAAGUCAGGCAGACUCUUUUUACCAGCUAACUGGUCUCAUGAAAUCAGACACACACAAACAAACUGAAAGAUUUCUAAAGCAAACAGUGAGUAUUUGUGUAGACCUUUUUAAGUGUUUUCACUUUGAGAGUGAAAACAGUUUUUUUUCUUCUUAAAGUUACAUUUCGGGGGAUUUUUCCGGUAUGAGAUAGGAUGGUACACAUGGAGAGAAAAAAGAGGAGGAAGACAUGCAGCAAAGGGUUGUGGCCAUAGACUGUAUAUACUAUGGACAACUUCCGCCUGCCGCCUGUAUACGGAUUUGAAGCCAAAAAGCUCUCGAUAUUUCCGGGAUUUUUCUUCAUAUCCUGAAACCAGCGCUGUGCAGUAGCGAUGCGCGCCGCAGAGAGUCGCUGUGAUGACGCUUGGCUCGAACAGCGUAUCCCCGGGAGAGCUACGCAAUCCCUGAACGCCCAUUGGCUGUAUCAGGUGUCAAUCAUAGCAAACAUGAACCCCCUAAUAGCUUUUAAAAACGGAGCCUCACAGAAAAAAGAGGACUUGAGCACAAACCAGUCUUACUGUAACUACAUGUCAACAUCACAAGCAGGGGGGAGAAAAAAUGAUGUUCUGUGUAAUAAAUUUCUAAAGUUGGUCCACAGCCCCAUAAGCUUUGCUGGCGGAGGCGGGAUUUGUGACCUAUACUGCAGCCCAUCAACAGAGGGUGCUGUUCUCGGAGUGGCUUCACCCAGCAAGGAGGCAGACUCUGUCCAUUCUUUAUACAGUCAAUGGUUGUGCCAGGGAGUGAAAUCAGCCAGCGACCCCUGUAACGGGGACAUUAGCCUCUGCAAGUGACGCACUAGACCACUAGGCCCUUAAAAAGCCCCAAACAAAGUGAUUUUAUCCAGUUUUAUACUUGCUUCUGUUCACAUGUGAUUAGGGGUGUCCCUAUACAACUUUUGACUACCGAUACAAUACUGAUAUUGAUCCAAUAUUGGCACAAAAUUUUGCAUGACAAGUUCUUCACUCAGCUGCAACGUCUUUUUCGGACUUAAACCAAAAAUACUACCACAUCACUCCUACUCCUUGCUACUUUCAUAGUACCUUAGUACACACUGUUGUUCUGAUUUUGUGGGCUCAGCUUGCUGGAUCUGGAUGUUACUAGAUAGAGGUGCUGGAGUGGAGUCUGAAAUGGACUGCUUGUAUCAGUGAACUGAUUUUGGAGAUUUUAGAUGCAGGUUGAUAUAAUCCAAUAUUUGUUUUUUGCUGAUAUCGGAUAGUGCUGGACGAUAAUUCGAUAACAAUAUAUAUCGAUCGAUAGACGUGUGCUGCGAUAGAAAAAAAACGGGUCGAUAAAAAGUUCGAUAGAAAAACACAGUUUCCCUUUCUUUUUCAUCAUAGCCUAUCAUGUAGCUUUUACUACAGUCAUUACUUCCUCCCAACCAAUCACAAACGCAGACCCUGGUACGCUACGGCACCAAGCCCAGCCCCUAUCAAACCACAACAGACAGCACGUGUAUUAGAAAAAAUGAUACAGCAAGGAGAGGCGGAGGACAUUGUCAGUAGUGCACCAGCAUGGCAAUGUUUUGGUUUUUAGAAGUAUGACAAAAAGCGAACAGCGGUCGUUUGCAAAAUUUGCAGAGAAUUAGUAAAAACCAAGUCUGGUAACACAACCAACUUGUUUUACCAUCUAAACCGGUCGCACCCGCAGGAGUACGAGCUGUGUCGGCCGCGCCCCGGCUCCACGUCGUCGGAGGAGGAAUCCUCUGGAACCGCUGCCAGCACCAGCACAAAGCAAGUGAAGCAGACCAAACUGGACUUCGUUUCUUGCCAAAAUACGACAAAGCGUCCAAGCGGCAUAAGGACAUCACCCAUGCAGUAACAUGCUGCAUAGCGAGGGACAUACUGCCAAUAACUACCGUUGAAAAGCCUGGCUUCGACCAGCUUCUAGCCACUCUCGACCCGCGAUAUGAAGUGCCCGGCCGCAAGUAUUUCUCAAACACAGCGCUUCAGGCAUGAAAAUGGGUCAGGGGUUGAAAAGGUGAGAAGAAUGCAUCCCGUCCACUCAUUAGCUUCUUAAAGUGGAAGAAAAUGAGCUCAUAUUUUACAAAGACGCGAGUAUUUGGAUCAUGGCUACUAGCAGGGGGUGCAUUCGGCAGGGGUGCAUUCUACGACAUAACACCGGCGUGGAUAAGUCCUGCUUCUCGUGCUCAGUUUGCGUAUCAAGUCAAUCACAUGAUGAUUAAAAAUAAAUAAAUCUCCCGACCCCGGGAGAAAUGUUUCAAUGUUCAGACACCAGGCUGUGGGCAGUUUCUCACACAGUUAAAACUGGUAGUAUGUUAUUCCCACCUAAAGCUAUUCUGUUCAUUCAUAUAUUUGUUUGUUUUGUUUAUUUUCAUCAAAAGACUAUUUAAAUAUUUAUUUAUCAGAUUUUCUGGUCACUUUAGUCUAUAUGUUUGUCAGUAUUUACUGACGUCACUCAGGCCCCUUAAGUUGAUUUCUUUUUUUUUUUUUUGUUCUUUUUUAAAAAACUUUCAGUUGUGGUAAAAUAAAAAAGGUGGUUGAAUAAAGGUUUGAAUUUGAAUUCAGUGCUUCUGUGUUCUUUAUUAAAAGUAGGUCAUUAAGCAAUAGCAUAAAACAUCAAGGGCUGCAAUUAAAAUAUAUGUUAAAUAAUUAUAAUAAUUAUAUCGAUAAUUAUCGAUAUCGAUCAAUAUGAUUUAUUUUUUAUCGAUAUGCUUUUUUUCUAUAUCGUCCAGGCCUAAUAUCGGACCAAUAUCAAUACCAUAUCAGGACACCCUUACACGUGAUUAAGGUUAAGAAAAGCACAUGCACAAACUUAAACUCAUUGUUUGCAUUCACAGUUAAACAAAGAAUACUUCUGGAAGCUGUCCUGCCAGAGAAAUACACAUGUAUACUUAAAAAAAUGUUAAACCUGCCUUUAGUAAGAUAAAAAUUUAAUUAUAUUCAUGUUUAUCAAAAUGAGAUAUGGUAAGACCUGUGUGUCUUGUGUAGCACACACAGUAUAGUAGUUGUGCAUUAAACCUGGUUCAUGUUCUAAGUGGGAUUCUGGUGUGCUGAGCUCUGUGUUAUAGCUCUGGUGGUUGCUGUUUAGUCUGACAUUGUUCUUCACCAAAAUAGAUCUCAAAUAAUGACUCUGAAAGUCAAAAAGGCAUGUUGCUAUGGUGACUGUUAUUUUCUUUUUCCCAUUACAGUAACAAAAAUGUCAAACCUGAGAGAGGAAAAAACAAAAAGGAUCAGUUGUCCCCUCAUAGGCUGGAAUAUAUUUUUCAAACAUCUCUUCUUUAUCUCUCAGGUUGAGGACAACAGGGACUGUUUGUUCUUCUUUCUGCUCUUCCUGAGAUUCUUUCCCAUGUCUCCGAACUGGUUCCUGAACAUGUCUGCCCCGAUCGUCAACAUCCCCAUCACCUUCUUCUUCUGCUCAGUCUUCAUUGGUAAGCAAACAUGCGCUUCUCCUGAUUGACUGCUUGUCAGAGCUGUCAGAAAAUGAUAAAUGACACACUCUCCACAACCUGUGCUGACACUGUGAAUCCGAACAAAAUCAAAUAUUUUCCAUUCUUGGGUUUUCCAGAUAAAUAAUGGAAAAACUGUUUGUCAUAUUUUGGCUAUUUGUCACAAAUCACAGAGAAGCAGGCAUGCAUUAGUUUGGAAAAAAAAAAAGAACAUUUUUCUUUGUUGUGUAAAUAAAGCUUAAUAACUUUUAUUUUCCCUCUGUGCUUUGGUAGGCCUGCUGCCGUACAACUUUAUCUGUGUGCAGACAGGCGUCAUGCUGUCAGAGGUGUCUUCUCUGGAUGACUUGUUCUCCUGGGAGCGUCUGCUGCAGCUGCUGGCCAUCGCCUGCAUGGCUCUGCUUCCUGGCGCUCUCAUCCGACAUUUCAGUCAGAAGCGACUCAAACUCGACGUACAGACAAAGAACGGGCUUGUUGAAGAUAAGAAGGUCAAGUGAUUUGUUCUGGAAAUCAGUUUAGGCUAUUUUACUCCUAGGCGCACUGAAUGUAUUUAAAGUGGAGAUGUUAGAGGACAACUUUCGCACUCACAUGAGUGAAAGUUUAUUUAUCUGGAGAACUUUUAUGGAUUGCAGAAAGAUUACAUGAGAAGUAUUUUGUUUUACCAAAUGGUGUUUAUGCAGCAGACAUGUUGUGGGUACAAUCCUCACACUGUGUGUGUAGAUAAACUAUAAAUGUUUGAAUGUACAACGAUCAAAUGAACAGAGGGAGGGAUUUUAAAGGAAACCUGCACUCUUCUUAUAUUCGGCUGUAAGUUGAAGUGCCUGUUGCACGGUGGCUGACUGUUUCAAACCUCUACCUCCAAUCUGGACUUGUGGACAAGCCAAUGGAAGUAAACCAUCCAUAGUAACUGGACUGUUGAUGGAAAGUAUUUGCAACAGAAGCACUGGCAGUGAUUGCAGCAUAUAUAAAAGUGUACGACUAAAAGUUGUAUUUUCUUGCUCAACUUUGCAUUUUGUUAAUGAAGCAGAAAUUCUGUGGGUGUUUGAAACAUUUUUGUACUAUUUUUCAUAUUUGAUGGAGUUUUUUCAUAAAUGAUGUAUUUCAGAGAGCAGAGUGUAACAUUCAGGAUGUGUAAUGAGCUAACAGUUCAAUCAUACUCUCUGUAUGUGGCCGGAUUUAAAGCUCUGUUUCGCUGUGUCAUCCUUUUCAAUCAUCUGGAUUCUUGUCUAAAAAGUGAAUGUGGAGUUAUUUCAGGCAGUGUGAAGCCUCAGUGUUGCUGUGUGGACUCUGUCUUCGCUGCCUUUUUUAUUGUCCACAUGUCUUUUGUUCUGUACAGGUCCAUUAAUGUCCUCAUUGUGCAAAGUUUUAUUUUUAAACCAGUCAUGUGGGUUAAGAUUUGUUGCAUCAGCUCUCUUUGUGGAGUUUUAUGAGUGUGUUGUUUGUACUUUACUUGUACAUCUGUAUUAUGUCAGAUCACAAGUGACUGUUUUUCUGUCUGAAGUGGGAAAAAAAACCCUUUGAAACAAUAAAACAACAUUAAAUGUGUUUCUCAAA